AUGGCAUCGAUACCAGCUGCUGAGGCACCUAAAGGAAGUGACAGCAAGCUUGACCUACACGACCUUUGUCGUUUGAAAUCAAAGCCCUCUCUGGUAGGGAGUGUUGAAGUAAGUAAACAUUCUGAACUCCUAUAUCCUACAUGGUCUAACUCAGUCAUCCUAGAGGACUCAUCACGAUCUAAUCUUCCAAAGCCGCCUAGGGGCUAUGUUUACAUCACCUUCGCCGAGCCAUCGCAAGGAAGCUCUCUUGUGCACGAGGAUGAUCUUGAUCUUGUCGAUCGGGCAAUAGGCACUGGUGAAAUUGUCAAACGCGAUCUUAACGACACUUUCAGUGGUACAGCAAUUGAGGCAACCAUUACAUGUACUCUCGAGCCUGUUGCAUUCCGAACGACCGACCCCGUGACAGGAGAGGACGGACCGCUGAGAUUCACAGAGCCAGCCGUCAAACGCCGCAAUUCGCCAGAAAUCCAGGACGACCACUUGGCUCCGCCGCUGCUUUAUGAUAUUCCCGUGACAGAACUGACAAACUACGAGGAAUUCUCUGAAGGAGAUUACAUUGUUUAUGAACAGAAGCUGGGCAUGGUGCGGGAAGUUGAGCGCGAUGCAAUCUUGCUUCUCCAUGAUCAGAAACCUGUCUCACCUCUGGACCCCUUUGCCCUGCAACUGCCCAUUUCCGUCGGGACCGAAAGGGUUGUGUCAUGGCCGGAAAACCAGAGCGCCAUGAGGUCAUACCCUCUACCCAAUGGCGACUAUCUUUGGACUGUUGAAUCGGAGUCCGUCUUUCCGGGGCAAUAUACGCUGACGUCUCCGACGAACUUGAGCCGGAGAGAUUGGAGUUCGGAUUUGGCCUCUAAUUUUCAACCAGAGGGUCAUAUCCUAGCGACUCCUGCCGUGAGCUUCCACGUCGAUUGGCUCUGCCCCAAUCCCUUUUCUACGGGGCCGCCGCACAGUGAUAGCAACAAUGAUGUUCUCCGUGCGUCCGUGCUGCAGGGCAAAGCAAUGAGAUGCGACUUUAGCCGGUUUCCAACGGAGGGAUUGAAUGAGAAGACAGUCCGAUCAGAUACAUGGGCCGAGCUCAAUCCCGGGGAUAGGGUUCGCUUCAGAAACCCAACCGAUGCCACCUCCAAAUACAACCACAAGCAGAUACCCACUGACCAGUCCUUCGGCCAUGAUAUCAAUAUCUUUCGCGUUGUGUCCACUCAAACGCAGGUUACUGUUCAAUGGCAGGAUCUCAGUAUCACAACCCAGCCUGCUACUUCCUUGCACAAAUUCACCACAUUUGGUGAUGAGGUCUGGCCGGGGAACAUUGUUAUUUUGGCUGAGAGCCUUGCGGGACCUCAGACUUCCUGUAGCCGCCAUGAGAUACGUCGUGCUCAGAAGGUCGGUAUAGUGCAAGCAGUUAACAGCGCAGAGAGGGUGGCGUCCGUCCGCUGGUAUAAAAACCCAGAUGUCGAACUGCUCCACAGAGGAAACAUGCUGAAGCCUGGUUUUACCCUGGGUGAGCUUGAUGAAACUGUCACACAGGUGUCUGUCUAUGAGCUCUGCUCAUUUCCUGCUUUGAGUAAAGGCCCGGGCGAUUUAGUGCUCCUCGCUCCAGAGACAGUCCAUCAAUCAUCCUUGCCGCCAAAGGGCAUCGAACCACCUGGCAUUACAGGGCCUUGCUUAUCCAGCUACCUGUAUCCGAUAUCUUUUCUCGAGAUUGGAAUGUAUCUUGAAUCCAUGAAACUGACCCUCGUUGAAUCGUCGGGGUUCAAAAACGGAACCACAAUCGAUACAGCCCCUUUGCCUCCGCGAGGUACCCUUCAGGAUGACUACAAUAGGCAAUCCACUUGUAACUUUGUGGGUAACAUUCUUUCUAUGGACAUCAAUGGCACAGUUACAGUUCGACUUGUCGGCCGCAACGCUUGCAGAGAUAUUUGUGUGCCGAUGGAAAAGAUACUCAUGGUCAUCGACGAGGAUUAUGACGAGGUGCCUCCCUUGCCCAUCCCACCAGUCGGCGGCAUAACCAAUUUCCCUGGACUGGCCCCGUUGUUUCCCGGUUACAUGUUUGACUUACCUGGUGUACCUCCUUGGGCUAUGGAUCCUCUGUUCACCGGUCCUGGCUUACCUGCCUGGGCUCAAACCCCAUCUCUGUUCAAUCGGACAUAUGAAUAUGAGGGUGGGGAGCGACUGGAUAAUGAUGCUAACGAUGACCAAUGGAUGACCGAAGAUGAUUCUGAGGGAGACGAGGAAUCCAGCUUUGAAGAGGACAGUGACCUUGAAAGCGAGGAACACGCAGUGCUCGGUCAAGAGGAGCUUGUGGCACCCGAGGUUACAGAGGUCAAGAUUACGAGUGUACCUGGCGACGAUCAGAAGAUGGCAGUCGAUAACCCCCACAGUCAUACCCAAGAGACGCAUGGGGCUGGUGGGCCUUCUUCGCGCUCAUCUUCCUUUCCAUCCGAGUGUCCUCCUGGAUUUAUGAUUCUGGAGAGUGAUCCCCCUGUCGAUCACCACUUUCUUGCAAGAGCCCCAGCAAGAGGAACGGGACUGCGAAUGAGCCGUAUUCGAAAGGAGUAUGAGAUCUUGCAGUCAGCGCUGCCAUCUGGUAUCUUCGUUCGAACCUGGGAAUCUCGAAUGGAUCUCUUGCGUGUUUUGAUCAUUGGUCCUCAAGGCACGCCAUAUGAGCAUGCUCCGUUUGUGAUUGACUUUCAGUUUCCUGAAGAUUACCCCAACAAGCCCCCGGUUUCCUUCUUCCACUCGUGGACCAAUGGACAGAGUAGGGUCAAUCCUAAUCUGUAUGAAGAUGGACGUAUCUGUCUCAGCAUCUUGGGGACUUGGCCUACAAAGAACCCUGAAGAAAGUUGGUCGCCAACCAGCUCCACUGCACUGCAGAUCCUGGUAUCGAUCAUGGGCCUUGUGCUGGUGAAGAAUCCUUUUUAUAAUGAAGCUGGCUACGAAAUGCUGGCUGCAGACGACAACCGUCAUGUUGAGUCCGUGCAGUACACCGAGAAAGCAUAUUUGACAGCUCGGAACUUCAUUAAGCACGCAAUAGAACAUUCAGUUGCUGGUCUGGAGGAUGUUGUGACAUGGAACUAUCUAGCGGGUCUUGGGCAGGAGGACGACAAGUCCAGUUAUCCUCGACUGCUGCGCCGAGCCAUUGACUCUGCCCUCGAGCUGAUCGAGCAUCACAACAAUACCUCUGCUGAAGACAAGCUAGAUGAAGGCCACGCGGCGGCGCCAUUUGUGUCCCGUCUCAGUCUGGGGGCAGUAGUCAUGCUCCGGAGACAAGCUGCCUCCACCGGCCGAGCCGGCUGCCAGAACAAAGAAUGCAAAGACGAGAAGAUCAAGAUCGGCAAAGGCGAGCUCCGUCUAGGCACCUGGGUCGACACCGAGCGGUUCCAGAGCUUCUUUUGGAGACACUGGGGCUGUGUCACGCCCAAGAUCAUUGGUAAUCUCAAUGAGUCCGUUGAGGAGAUGAGUGGGGAUGCGAAAGACCUCAAUACCCUAGAUGGCUUUGAGGAUCUUCCUUCUGAGUACCAGGAGAAGGUCCGCAAGGCUCUGGAACAGGGCCAUGUUGAUGAUGAGGAUUGGAAAGGGGAUGUCGAAAUGAACCGGCCCGGCAAGACGGGUUUCCGCAAGCGCGCUACCAAGAAGAAGGCUGACGAAGAAGAGGUAUUCACUCCUUCCAUGACAGUGUUUUUAUUUUCGGUACUAACGCCGAACAAACAGGAAGAGACAGCAUCCGAGAAGGAGAAACAGAAGGCCCCCAAGACCAAGAAACGGGCCCGCGCAGAGACCGAAAACGAAAAGACCGACGACAAUGCCCCCACGCCAAAGGCCAAGAGGGCCAAAAAGGGCGGCCGCGUCAAGCAGGAAAGCGACCACGAGGAUGAGCAUGGAUCCGACGACACCGAGGUCGAGUACAAGCCGAGACCGACCAGACGAGGCCGCUCCGGGAAGAUCGCCGCAGAGGAGAAACCAGCCCCGGCGCCUGAGAAACCGGCUGCGAAGCGGCAGCGGAAGUCGGUGGGUGAGGAUGGCGAUGCGGAGGCUGAACCCGUUCAGGAGAAGCCCAAGCGUGGACGCAGGAAGAAGAUGGCCUAG
This is a messenger RNA of Aspergillus clavatus NRRL 1, 4083 nucleotides long. Its product is annotated as putative ubiquitin-conjugating enzyme. The record is from RefSeq and is a predicted model, not a curated record. NCBI's taxonomy places the organism in Eukaryota, Fungi, Ascomycota, Eurotiomycetes, Eurotiales, Aspergillaceae. The transcript has 7 exons. Gene Ontology annotation, molecular function: zinc ion binding; DNA binding. The coding region runs from base 1 to 4083 and encodes 1360 amino acids.